Molecule: messenger RNA, 2478 nt
Organism: Fusarium coffeatum
Lineage: Eukaryota; Fungi; Ascomycota; Sordariomycetes; Hypocreales; Nectriaceae
Exons: 1
Coding region: 1-2478 (825 amino acids)
Biological process (GO): DNA replication; 2'-deoxyribonucleotide biosynthetic process
Cellular component (GO): anaerobic ribonucleoside-triphosphate reductase complex
Molecular function (GO): ribonucleoside-triphosphate reductase (thioredoxin) activity; ribonucleoside-diphosphate reductase activity, thioredoxin disulfide as acceptor; iron-sulfur cluster binding
Source: RefSeq, a predicted model, not a curated record
AUGUCCUCCAACAUCAAUCUUGUGGACGAGUACCUCGCCAAAGGAACAUGGAAGACCGCAGAAAAUGCGAACUCGACUUACUCCCACCAAGGCCUCAUGCAAUACGUCUCCAACCAAAUCAUCUCCCAGUACUGGCUCGAAAGGGUUUACACUCCUGAGAUCCGCCAAUACGACGCCGAGAAUCGCUUCCAUAUCCACGAUCUUGGCUUCCUUAGCGCGUACUGCUCUGGCUGGAGCAUCGAAGACAUCCUGCUCCAAGGUUUCGGCGGCGUCGAGAACAAGAUCCAAUGUCGACCCGCAAAGCAUCUCAACACAGCUCUCAAUCAGAUUGUGAACUUUCUCUUCACGUUGCAGGGAGAACUUGCUGGUGCACAGGCAUUGUCGAGCUUUGACACGUACCUUGCUCCUUUCAUCCGUAGCGACAAUUUGUCUUACACUGAGGUUUUCAAGUGCGUGCAGAGUUUUGUCUACUCUCUCAAUGUUCCGACACGAAGUGGCUUCCAAGCUCCUUUCACUAAUUUGUCUCUGGACUUGAUAUGCCCCAAGCGACUGGGCGACCAGUGUGUCAUCAUUGGCGGUGAAUUACGAGAGGACUGGGUGUACAGCGAGUUUCAGGAAGAGAUGGACGUGCUCAACAAGGCUUUCGCUGAGGUCAUGAUGCAAGGCGAUGGGAAUGGCAACAUCUUUUCGUUCCCGAUUCCGACCUACAACGUCUCCGAUGGGAUCGAUUGGGAGUCACCUCGGUGGCAGUCCAUCUGGGAGAUGACGGCUAAGUAUGGUGUCCCAUACUUUGCAAACUUCAUCAACAGCGAUCUUGAUCCUGAAGACUUCAGAUCAAUGUGCUGUCGGCUGAGACUUGAUCUCAGCAAACUUCACUGUAGAGUUGGUGGUCAAUAUGGUGCGAGUCCGUUGACUGGUUCUAUUGGAGUCGUGACUCUCAAUCUACCCAAUCUCGCCUACCGUUCGAACGGCUUCAAGGAGACCUUCAUGUCUGAGCUGACAAAGACACUAAGGGUAGCCAAGGACUCCUUGGAGAUCAAGAGAAAGCUAGUCGAUGCGAACUCGACUCUAUACCCCUACGCCGCGCACUAUCUCUCAGCCACUAAGCACCGUACAGGUUCUUGCUGGACAAACCACUUCAGCACCAUCGGGGUCAACGGCAUGAACGAAGCACUCGUAGCCCUAUUUGGAGGGGGUGUCGAUGAAAAAAAGGACUUUGCUCUUGAAGUCCUCGAGUUCAUUAAAGACCAACUUCAGGACUUCCAGAAAGAAACUGGUAACUUGUACAACCUGGAAGCCAGUCCAGCAGAAAGUACAUGUUACAAGUUCGCCAAGCGAGACAAGGAGCUCUUCCCAAACAAGGAUAUCCCAACGUUCUACACCAACUCCACUAUGCUACCCGUCGACACCACAGAAGAUCUCUUCGAAGCCAUGGGCCAUCAAGAAGCGCUUCAGUGUUCGUACACUGGUGGAACGGUCUUUCAUGCUUUCUUGGGCGAACAGCUACCGAAUUGGAAGCUGGCCCGAGAUUUGAUCAAGACACUGACUGCAAAAUUCCGAAUUCCUUACAUAACACUUACUCCCACGUUCAGUAUUUGUCCUACACAUGGAUACCGUGUUGGUGAGCAGCCGGAGUGUACAGCAUGUGGGGAGCUGACGUUGGUUUACUCUCGCAUUGUCGGCUAUUUUCGUCCUACGCGAGAUUGGAAUAGAGGAAAGUCGAAGGAGUUUGUCCAGCGGAAGGUGUACAAGUACGAGACAGGUCUUGGGUCAAAUAACGACGCUAAACUUCAAGAACUGGAAAAACAGGUCGUCGCGAUUCAAGAUCUCCCGGUUGCUAGCUACGUCAAGAGCACUUUGAGCGAUUAUCCUGGCAAGACACAAGCGUCUAUCAUGUUCACCUCUCGUUGCAACUUGGCCUGUCCGUGGUGUCACAACGGUCCACUUGUACAAGGCGAGUGUGACGAUGUGACCCUACUGGAUAUCUUUCGGCAUAUUACCUCAACGUCUCACAAGUGUCUCGUUGUUUCAGGUGGUGAACCCACGAUACACAAAGGGUUACUCCCCUUCUUGAGAAUCCUCAAAAGUGUGGGGAUAAGCGUCAAGCUCGACUCAAACGGCACGUCGCCCGACAUCUUGAAGCAGGUAUAUGAUGAGAAGCUCGUCGAUUUUGUAGCGAUGGACAUCAAGUGUGCGUUGGAGAAUUACAAACGUGUCACAGGCAAGAAGGUCAAGCCGAAGCUUUUGGAAGCCAGCAUUGAGCUCAUCAAAAGUAGUGGGGUGCCUUAUGAGUUUCGUACGACGAUUGUACCGGAGCUUGUGGAUGUGGAGGAUCUGUUUGAGGCGAAGCGUUUGUCUGGCAAGAAGCUGACGAUGCAGCGGUUCAGGAAUGGUGAUACGCUUUUGGAUAAGAGCUUUAGGACUUUCCAGGAGCAUACAGAGGAGGAAUUUGAUCAAUUGGUCAAUCAGGUAGCAUAG